Colletotrichum godetiae is the source of this 1668-nucleotide messenger RNA. RefSeq names its product AflN/verA/monooxygenase. The coding region runs from base 1 to 1668 and encodes 555 amino acids. Gene Ontology annotation, molecular function: heme binding; iron ion binding; monooxygenase activity. The record is from RefSeq and is a predicted model, not a curated record. The transcript has 3 exons. Lineage: Eukaryota; Fungi; Ascomycota; Sordariomycetes; Glomerellales; Glomerellaceae.
AUGGUGUUGCCAUUGGACAUGGUCAGGGGACUCUGGUCCAUAGCAAUUACAUCAUGCAUCGCGGCGCUUAUCUACUUCUUUUCGAAGUUCUAUGCUGCACGUCAGACGAUAUGGCGAAUGCAAAAAGCGGGAUUGCCAACACCGGAUUAUUCUUCCCUGGGCGGGCACUUUCCGCUCAUAAAGAAGAUCAUGGAAACUCUACCGUCAGACAGUAUCAUCCACAACAUCAUGUGGAAGAUAUCAGAAGACUACCCAAACGGUAUCUUCUAUCUGAGCCUUUGGCCUUUCGGCGGCACUAUGAUGGUCCUUGCAGACGCCGACGCAGCGUCUCAGCUCGAUAGCUGGGCACUCAGUAAAGGAGUCGACAUCAUCGACCCUAUCGAGAAGGUGACUGGCGGGAAGAGCUUGUUGACCAUGAAAGGAGAUGAGUGGAAGCAUUGGCGACGCUUGUUCAACCCGGGGUUCAGUGCCGGGUACAUGAUGGGUUUGGCGCCUGUCAUCGCAGAUGAAGUGGCCCUUUACCGGCAGAAGCUCCUGGCGAAAUGCGAGACUGGACAGAGCCAAGUGUUCCUACUUGAAGAUCUGACUUUGAGGAUGACCUUUGAUAUCAUAGGGUCCGUUGUGCUGAAUACUCGACUUGGUCAUCAGACUCGGGACCACCCUUUGGCAGCAGCUCUUCGAAAACAGAUAGAAUGGACGUCCUUCCGUGAACCACUAAAUCCAGUAGAAAGGUAUCUCAACAUCCGUCCGCUCGUCCUGUGGCUCAACGGGAAGAAGCUGGAUCAGUAUUUAUCUGUAGAGAUCGACCAAAUACUUGCGGACCGUUCUGCAAACUUGUCCCAUUCAAACGACACAACGCGCUCGAAGUCGAUAGCUUCACUAUUCAUCGACGAGUAUCUUAAGGACUUGGACGAGGAGGGCCUAGACAAGGGAGAGGACGCCGAUACCACCUGGAAGAUCAAACACAUCAUCACACCUCAGGUACGGCUCUUCCUGUUCGCAGGUCAUGAUACGACUAGCAGCACCCUUUUGUACUGCUACUAUCUCCUCUCUCGGAAUCCGGAGAUUGUAUCUCUUAUCAUAGCUGAACACAACAAAGUCUUCGGAACCGACCCGUCACAGGUUCAGGAUAAAGUCCACAGAGACCCGCAACUUCUCAACCAGAUACCUUACACCGUCGCGUUCAUCAAAGAGGUGCUGCGCAUAUUCGCUCCUGCUGGUGCUAUGCGCCAAGGACGUCCCGACGUCCAGAUAGUCGACGCGGAUGGUCGCGUACUCCCCACAAAAGGUUGCCACGUCUGGACUCUUGUUCAGGCCAUACAUCACAACCCCAAAUACUGGAAAGAUCCCGAUGCUUGCAUCCCUGAGCGCUGGCUUGUUGGCCCGGGAGAUCCAUUGUAUCCCCAUAAGGGCGCCUGGCGGCCUUUUGAGUGGGGUCCACGGAAUUGUAUCGGACAGACAUUAGCAAUGAUCGAGUUGAGAGUAGCGUUGGUUAUGACUGUGCGGGAGUUCGUCAUCAAGCCUGCAUAUGAAGACUGGGAUAAGCUUUAUCCAAAAUCCGGUAUUCGCAGCGUCAAUGGCAAUAGGGCGUAUCAAGCACACAAGGGUGGAGGCGGAGCACAUCCUGCAGAUGGGUUUCCUGUGAAGAUUGGUCUGCGACACGGUUGA